CCAUUGAAAACUGAAUAACGCACUGCUUGCUUUGUAUCUCCUAUUUUCACCAAUCUGCAACUACGAUACUAGAUCCUAUCAACCCCACUUGUCGCUAUGGAUUCCCACCGGCCAUCAGACACGCACCCUCGAGAAGCGACAACAUUGAUGGGGAUUCUCCAAUGGGAUAAAUUAUUCGAAUCGGAUGCGCCCCCCAGACUCGGAAUCGAAAUUGGGGAACGACUGCCUUAUACUGCCAUAUCGGCCUUCUCGGUUGGUAUGGCCAUCGGGUCUUCCUAUGGAAGCAAAAGAGCAGCAUAUCGAUUCCGCGCCGAAAACGCGCAUCGCUUUCCCACAACAUCUACCGGAUGGUUCCAAUACCACAAGACGAAGAAUUACACUGCGAUCGUUGGGGGUGUCAAGGAGGGAAUGAAGAUGGGUUGUAAAUUAGGGUUUGGUGCACUUGCAUUCUGCCUAUUCGAAGAAACAGUGGAUUACGCCCGGCAUGACCGGAGAGAUUUUCUGUCUACCGUGACAGCUGGGCUAUCAUUCUCUGGCAUCUACAGCUUACUAGCCCGUCACGAUGUCUAUACUGCCGCUCGUACAACGAAACUUGGUCUGAAGCUGAGUCUGGUGUAUGGACUUAUGCAGGACGCUCUUGAAUCUUUGAAGGGUAAUCGACCUGCUUACGUUAAUUUCCUUCUUGGCAAUCGCCGGUCGAAAGCGGAAUAAAGGUUUAAAUAGCCGAAGAGUCGUGAUUCUUGCGCCAACAUUUUGACUGGCUCAGAGUUCAAAAAGUCUCAUACAGGCCGAUGCACCCCGUCUCCCACCGGAUCCAAAGCCGCCGGGAAUCCUGUCAUGGGCAUCUCCCCAAAUCGGCCAGCUCAUUUAGGUCAUGCUUCGCCUCCUCCCACCGGUUCCACAGAACACUCUCCACUCCUCUUAGACAAAGUGUAACGUGCCCGGCUCUAGCCGAAGCCGAUCUGGUUACUUCCGUUCUGCGCGAGGCACGUUUUCCAUCACAUCUUGGACCUGACAUAGUGACUUAGCGACGGGGCUGAAUUUCAUAUCUUAGCUGUGGUAACAGCAAUUUAAUGAAUACAGGGAAGCGGGUCUUAAACCUCAACAACAACAAUUUCUAACAGACUUAGCUUAUUUAAACCGGUUGAGGCUAUGGGGAGAAACAGUGUACUAAUUCAAAAAGGGCUUGUACUCAGUGUCUUUUGAUGCCUCAGGUGUCGGUAGUAGAUGUCUGGAAUCCGGAUGUCAGGUGAAAAUGUGGCCCCUGCGCAGCCCCGCUGUCAAAAUAGUUGGAGUAUUAAUUAAUCAUAUUUAUCCACGGUGGUUAGAAGGACUGAUGGAAGAUGAACUUUUU
Aspergillus alliaceus is the source of this 1354-nucleotide messenger RNA. RefSeq lists its product as uncharacterized. The transcript has 2 exons. Lineage: Eukaryota; Fungi; Ascomycota; Eurotiomycetes; Eurotiales; Aspergillaceae. The coding region runs from base 97 to 711 and encodes 204 amino acids. The record is from RefSeq and is a predicted model, not a curated record.